AUGGACGCUUCAUUGGCGCUUUCCCCUGCCAGAGAUGAAAACCCAGAGGAACAGGUGUUUCUUCCUAACCUUCCGGACGCUCCUCAGGCGCUGCUGCUGUCAGUGCAAGUGUUUAUUGUGCCAGCAGAGAAGCAUCUCUUUCUCCAGGGCUUUAAGCCUGCCGAGUUUGAAAAUAGGCCUCCUUCGUUGCUUCGAGGAUGCCUUGUGCUUCGAAUCUUGAAACCGGCCAAAGUGAAGUCGCUUUCGUUGCAUUUCAAGGGCAUUCAGCGUACCGAAUGGCCCGAGGGUAUUCCACCAAAGAGAACAAACUAUGCUGAGGUGAAUGACUUGAUCAACCAUACUUGGCCUUUCUACCAUGCUGAUACGCAUACGCCUACGUUUGGUGCUGAUUUUGUUAGGCCUCUUCCGGCAAAUACCCAUAAGGCUCUGGACGAUAUCACACAUUUUAGUCUAUCAGAUCCACAUACUGGCGGAACUGACUCGUUUCUUUCUCCUGUGGACACUGCAAAGGGGUUUGCGGCCAGUUUGAUCAAUAGAGCUACUUCGCCAAGAGGUACAUCUCCUUCUCCAGCUCCAGGUAUCACUCCAGUGUCGUCAAUGCAAGAUCUUACAACGAUGCGUUCUGCAGGGUCAGCCACAGAUUCGCCAAUUGCUAACGGUCCUCCUAAACCUGGCUACUUUACUCCUGGUGAUUAUAUCUAUAACUUUGAGCAUCCGCUUCCGGCGCUGUCUCCUGAAACUGUCGAUACCAACUUUGGUAGGGUCUUUUACAACCUCGAAGCGAACGUGAUCAGAAUGGGCGCUUUCAAGACGAACCUCACGGCUCGUUUACCUGUGAGUGUUGUUCGUAUUCCUUCAGACAGCAGUGUUGAAGAAAAUGAACCUAUUUUCAUUGAGCGUGACUGGGAAGACCAGUUGCGGUACGAGAUACUUGUGGGUAGCAAGGCUGUGGUUCUUGAUACUUAUGUGCCGAUAUCAUUCAAGUUCAUUCCGCUUUAUGGUAAGGUUGCCUUACACAGAAUCCGAGUUUCCAUUACCGAGAACUGCAAUUACUAUUGUCACAACAAAACGGUGCAUAGAGCUGAACCUACAAGAAAGUUUCUCUUGCUAGAACAUAAAGCGAAGCCAAACAAGUCGCUUCUCUCCAAGCAAGGAUGCCUUACAGAUGACGGGCCAGAUGUCGGUACAGAAGAAGAUGAAGUGCUCCCUAGAGAACUAGAAUUCCAAAUGUUUGUCCCUUCCACCAUCAACAAGAAAUACAACUUUGCCAUGCAUCCAGACACUUCCUUCGAAAACAUCCAAUGCGACCACUGGAUAAAGAUCUCCUUGAGAAUUUCCCGGAAAGAUCCUUCUAAUCCAGAAAAGCGUAAGCAUUUUGAGAUUUCCAUCGAUUCUCCAAUCCAUUUAUGCUCCCCAUUGGCUGCCCAUUGCAACACCUUGUUGCCAGCAUACAACCGUACCGAACGUCUAGAGCCUUUGCCACAGUACGCUCCUCUGUCACCUCCAAUGUCUCCAGAAGUGACUGUGGUUGACCAGCUGCAAGGUGUGGGACAUCUGAUAUUUUCUGCUCUUUCAGGUUAUGGAAACAGCCAAUCCUCACCAGCAUCCUCUGAGGGCUCUUCAAGACUUAUAAGUCAAGCUCGUUCAGCUACACCACUUCUGUUUCGCCAUCUUUCCAACAGUGAUGAACCUAUAGAGAAAGAUCACCGCAUUCAUCUUGAGGCUAACCUUUAUUCUCCAAGCGAAGCUAACGUGUUGGAAUCACUUGGACUGCCACAAGCCCAGCCUUUCUCGAGACCGCAGUCGCCAGCACAUUCACCAGCACCUUUCCGUCCUGAUGCCCAGCGUCGCCCUACUGUGAAUCCUCCAUCAUUCGAAGCCAUCAAUCAUGACUUUGAUGAAACGUUGCCUCCAGCUUAUGAAAGAGACGAUCCUGCUACUUCUCCUGUAAGGAACGAAGGAACGUCUGCUGUGAAUGCUGAUAAGCGGAAAAGGAGCUCUGGAGCCAAGGAAACAAUUCCAGCCAUUGAGCUCUCUCGUCCUAGUACGGAUGCUAGCGUGAACCCAUCUGGAAUCAAAAAUCAACUCAGUAAACAGUUUGAGCCUGUUCCACGUACCAGCACUGGAGAAACCAACAAUUCAGCUACUACGUUGACAGAAAACAACAAGGAGUCUACACUGAUGCAGCGGGACCCAUCCGACUUGAGAGUAAGCGAGUCAAGCAGCAUUCCUCGUCCAAAGAGUCCUAGAAUUCCAGAAUCCGAGAAUGAUAUGGAUCUUUCAGACGUGAGACAGGCUACCAGCGGCCCAGCUUCGCCUGCAAUUGGACCUUUGGUAUCAAGAGAAUCCUCGGUGGCUCUGGCAGUCGACGAUGAUCUUCCUCUUGAACAAACGCUUCCACUUCUUACGCUUAACGAGGGAUACACAGAUGACAACUUGAGUAACUUCCUGUUGGACCAGGGCAGACGUCCAAGUGCUUUCGUCAAUACAAGCAUGACUGAUCUCAUGGACAACAAUAUGUUUGUUGGGCGUAGUGGGAUCGAAAGCCACAUUUUUCGGAACCCGAGGCUCAAGAAACACUACCAAGGAGAAGAAGAAGAGGAGGAGCCGCCAAGCAGCCACCACGACAAGGACAGACAGAAGUCCUUCGGCGUCAUACCGAAUAGCGACAUUCCACAGUCAAGUACCGCUGAAAGAUCACUGACUGCUAGUUCCACACAGAGCGAGUGGAUCAGUGAAGUGACCGACUCGUCAGGCAACAAGGCCCACGAAGGAUUCAGAGUCAAUGGUCUUCCCAAAGAUGUCAAGGAGCUCGUGAAGUAG
Candidozyma haemuli is the source of this 2823-nucleotide messenger RNA. RefSeq lists its product as uncharacterized. Gene Ontology annotation, molecular function: ubiquitin protein ligase binding; protein-macromolecule adaptor activity. Gene Ontology annotation, cellular component: cytosol; cytoplasm. The record is from RefSeq and is a predicted model, not a curated record. The coding region runs from base 1 to 2823 and encodes 940 amino acids. Lineage: Eukaryota; Fungi; Ascomycota; Pichiomycetes; Serinales; Metschnikowiaceae. The transcript is spliced from 2 exons. Gene Ontology annotation, biological process: ubiquitin-dependent endocytosis.